GGCCCCGGGGCCCCCGAAGGCCCCCGCUGCGCCCGGGCAGGGGCCGAGCCGGGCACGAUGUGAAUGGCGCCGGGGGUGCUCCGCGCGCCCGACAUGGCCGGGGAGAAGCUGAGCCGGCGGCCCGGGCUCUCGCUGCGGGGGGACCGGCCGGACGAGGGUGACGCGGAGCCCCCGGCCGCCUGGCCGGGCUGCGGGCGCCUCCGGCCCUCCUCGUACCGGGCCCUGCGCAGCGCUGUCUCCACCCUGGCCCGCAUCGACGACUUCUACUGCGAGAAGAUCGGAGCCGGCUUCUUCUCCGAGGUCUUCAAGGUGCGGCACCGCCAGUCCGGCCAGAUCAUGGUGCUGAAGAUGAACAAGCUGAUGAGCAACCGGGGGAACAUGCUGCGGGAGGUGCAGCUCAUGAACCGCCUCUCGCACCCCAACAUCCUCAGGUUCAUGGGGGUCUGUGUGCACCAGGGGCAGCUGCACGCGCUCACAGAGUACAUCAACGGCGGGAACCUGGAGCAGCUGCUGGACAGCCCAGUGCCGCUCUCCUGGGCCGUGCGCGUCCGGCUGGCCCUGGACAUGGCCCGCGGCCUGCGCUACCUGCACUCCAAGGGCAUCUUCCACCGCGACCUCACCUCCAAGAACUGCCUGGUGAAGAGUCAGGACAACGGCUACACGGCCGUGGUGGGCGACUUCGGCCUGGCGGAGAAGAUUCCCACCUACAGCGAGGACGCUCAGAAGGAGCCGCUGGCCGUGGUGGGCUCGCCGUACUGGAUGGCCCCGGAGGUGCUGCGUGGGGAGCUGUACAACGAGAAGGCCGACGUCUUCGCCUACGGCAUCAUCCUGUGCGAGACCAUCGCGCGGGUCCCCGCCGACCCGGACUACCUGCCCCGCACCGAGGAUUUUGGGCUGGACGUCGCCGCUUUCUGCAACAUGGUGGGGGACGACUGUCCUGCGGCCUUCCUCCAGCUGGCCUUCCACUGCUGCAGGAUGGAGCCGACGGCCCGACCCGCCUUCGUGGAGAUCACGCAGCGCCUGGAGGGCAUCCUGCAGCCCCAGCUGGGAGUGGGGGGCACCGGCGCCGACCCGCAGAGUGAUGGGGAGAGUGUGCCCUUGCCCGGGACCCCGGCCACGCUGAAUGGCGAGGCAGCCAGCGACUCCGCGCUCCCUGAGCAGCCGUCGCCGCGUGACCUCCAGCCCGACCCCCGCCUCGCCCGCAGCCGCUCGGACCUGUUCCCGCCCAGGUCCCCGGCCCUGCUGCCGCCCCAGGAGCCCGGCGCAGGCGCCCGCCCCAAGGAGCCGCCGCCGCCGCCACCCCGUCUCAAUCCCUUCUCCCAGCGCGAGGACCUGAAGGGCGGGAAGAUCAAGCUCUUCGACACACCCAGCAAGUCGGUCAUCUCGCUGACCUUCACGCUGCCGCCGCCCGCCCCCUACCAGCUGGGCACGCCCAUCACGCCCGAGCCCGUGGUGGAGGCGCAGUGCGACUUCUCCGCCCCCCUGGGGCUGACCCGCAAGUGCCGCUCGCUGCCCGCGUCCCCCGAGCCGGCCCGCCGGGGGAGCCUGGCUCUGCGGGGGGAGCCGGCCCGCGCCUGCUGCCGGGAGGAGUCCCCAGCGUGUGGGGAGGGCCCCCAGCCUCACGGCCCCUUCCCCGCUCCGAGCUGGGGGGCGGCAGGGGAGGUGGCAGGGCGCUCGCCCCUUCCCAGCCCCCCCGCGGUGGAGCAGAUGGACUGCAGCCCCGACAGCCCCGAGCCGGAGCCGGCGCCCGCCCCGCUCACCCACAGCACCUUCAUCAGCACGUCGGUGUCGGGCGCCCAGGCCUGGCCGCCGGGGCCCCCCACCGGCCUGCCCCUCAACAACAACGGCGUGGUGGUGAGCGCCCCGCCCGGCUGGGGCCGCUGCCCGGAGCGCGGCUUCUCGGAGCUCAGCAUCCCCCGCACGGGGGCCUGGGAGCGGACGGAGCACUCGAGCGCGCUGCCCCGGCACGCCUCCAGCGCCGGGCUGGAGCAGGACGAGGUGCUGGCCUGCCCCGGCUGCUGCCUGGGCCCCUUCAGCUUCAGCUUCGCCUCCGUCUGCCAUCGGCCCGCACCCAGCCCGCCCCGCUACCAGCACCUCACCUGCGAGGCCAAGAGCCUCCUCUGCCAGGACAAGCGCCCGCCCGAGCCCAGCCUCCAGCUGCCGGAGGCACAGUCCUAGUGCUGGGCAGACGGGACGAUGGACACGACCCCCUGCGCGGCUCCGGCUCCCCCCCACGGCCUGCGUUGAGCAGGGCCCGGAGCCAGCCCACACCUCGCCGGCCUGCCGGGACCCGGUUCUGUCCUGGUGAUGUGGCU
This is a messenger RNA of Mauremys mutica (yellowpond turtle), 2315 nucleotides long. RefSeq names its product testis associated actin remodelling kinase 1 (gene TESK1). The coding region runs from base 64 to 2178 and encodes 704 amino acids. NCBI's taxonomy places the organism in Eukaryota, Metazoa, Chordata, Testudines, Geoemydidae. Gene Ontology annotation, cellular component: nucleus; cytoplasm. Gene Ontology annotation, biological process: actin cytoskeleton organization; positive regulation of stress fiber assembly; protein phosphorylation. The transcript is spliced from 10 exons. The record is from RefSeq and is a predicted model, not a curated record. Gene Ontology annotation, molecular function: ATP binding; protein serine/threonine kinase activity.